AUAGAAGGCAUAAAUAUAUGACCAGCCAACCCCCUUCCCCUUCUCCACUGUCACUCACAUCUCACAAGCGGUUUGGCACUGAUCACUCUCACCCACUUCCUUGCUCCUCGCAGAGUUACUCCUCCUCCAGGGCACCAGCUAGGAGCAGGCUGCAGCAGAAUUCUAGUCAGGGAAGGUGAUCAAUCGUGUGGCUGCUUCAGCUUGCUGGCGCAUGCGUAGUUGCAUGCCGCCCAUGGCGUGCGGUGCUGCGGGGGAGUGCACGGGGAGCUUCUCUUCCGUGAGCAGCACAGGAGAGGUUGUGGGAGAGGAGUUCCGGCUGCCAUACCACGGGAAGCCACCGUUCCUGGCCGGAAGCCCGCCGGAGAUCGGUGAAGACGACGGCGAUCUACGGCUCGUGAUUGCGGGAACCUCCGUCGACCCGCUGUCCGCCCCGCCGGCUGCGACCAAGAAGAAGAAGAAGAGAAGCCUUCCUGGGACACCAGACCCGAGUGCGGAGGUGAUCGCGCUGUCGCCGCGGACGCUGAUGGCGACGAACCGGUUCGUGUGCGAGAUCUGCCACAAGGGCUUCCAGCGCGACCAGAACCUGCAGCUGCACCGCCGGGGGCACAACCUGCCGUGGAAGCUCCGGCAGCGCGGCGCCGAGGGCGGGGCGCCGCCGCGGAAGCGCGCCUACGUGUGCCCGGAGCCGGCGUGCGUGCACCACGACCCCCGGCGCGCGCUGGGCGACCUCACCGGCAUCAAGAAGCACUUUUGCCGCAAGCACGGCGAGAAGAAGUGGAAGUGCGACCGCUGCGCCAAGCGCUACGCCGUGCACUCCGACUGGAAGGCCCACGCCAAGGUCUGCGGCACCCGCGAGUACCGCUGCGACUGCGGCACCCUCUUCUCCAGGAGGGACAGCUUCGUGACGCACCGGGCGUUCUGCGACGCGCUGGCGCAGGAGAACAGCAAGCUGGCGCAGCCGGCCAUGAACAUGGCCACGGUGGCCUCGGCGCUCCAGGGCCAGCAGCACGCUCACAGCCACCACCUCAUGCUGCCGUCCACCCACGCCGACGACCUCGACAUGGACGCCGACGAGGCCUCCGCCUUCGAGCAGCCGGACAUCAAGAGCCCGCACCUGAAGAUGUUCUCCGACUACGACGCCGACGCAGCCGCCGCCGACAACCCGCUGGGCUGCAUGCUGUCCAGCCUCGGCGCCACCACCCCGUCGGCCUUCAGCCCGAGCAGCAGGCUCGGCAUGCUGGGCCUGCAGGCAGGGCCGAGCGACGCCGGCGCCAUGGGCGGCGGCUGCUACUCCCCGGGCAACGGCAGCCUGGCGAGCAUGUCGGCCACGGCGCUGCUGCAGAAGGCGGCCCAGAUGGGCGCGACGACGUCGAGCGGCUACGGCGGCGUGAGCUUCACCCCCGGCCACCCGGGCCUCGCGUCCACCAUGGCCGGGCUGGACCGCUUCCCUUGCACCGCGGGCCCGUUCGGGCCGACGAGAGUCUACGACGGGAUGGUCGGGUUCGGCGUCGGCGGGCUGAUGCCUGGCCAGCUCUACAACGACGACGGAGCCAGAGGCGCGGACAACCUGCUGGAGGACGAGCGCCGGCGAGCCGCGGAGGAGGACGACCUGCGCGUGGUGGACUACAUGGGCGUCCAGCACCAGAGAACAAGCUUCGGUAGCGUGGCUACUACUAGUGGUGGUGGCAGACCGUUCGCGGAUCACACGGGCCCGUGGGCCUAGGGCCUUCCGGCUCAGCCUAUAGGGACAGACAGACGUCUCUUUAUAAUUCGAGAUUCCAUACAGACUUGAGCACAAGUGUGUGCUGUGGUGUUAUCUGAUGCAUCUACCAAUACUUUUCUGCUGUCUCCA
Molecule: messenger RNA, 1852 nt
Organism: Hordeum vulgare subsp. vulgare (domesticated barley)
Lineage: Eukaryota; Viridiplantae; Streptophyta; Magnoliopsida; Poales; Poaceae
Product: zinc finger protein GAI-ASSOCIATED FACTOR 1-like
Exons: 3
Coding region: 212-1723 (503 amino acids)
Cellular component (GO): nucleus
Molecular function (GO): DNA-binding transcription factor activity
Source: RefSeq, a predicted model, not a curated record